CAGCGAUUGGUUCAUUCCAUUGCCGUAAAGCUCCUCUGCGCCGUGACUGUCGCAGUGUCAGACAGUAAACAGCUUCAUUUCUCUAAAAUCCGAGUUUAUUAAUUUAGUUUUAUUUGUUUUGUUGUUGUUGUUUUGUUUUUUAAAGGUAGCUUUAGAGGCCGUUCGUUAAAAUGGCGGAGAGGUUUGAUAACCUGGAGGAGCACCUGGAGAAAUUCAUCGAGAACAUUCGACAGUUGGGAAUCAUCGUCAGCGACUUCCAGCCGAGCAGCCAGGCGGGACUCAACCAGAAGCUAAACUUCAUGAUAUCUGGCCUGCAGGACAUCGAGAAGUGCCGCCAGCAGCUGCAUGAGAUCAACGUCCCGCUGGAGGUGUUCGAAUACAUUGACCAAGGGCGAAACCCUCAGCUGUACACCAAGGAAUGUCUGGAGAGAGCCUUGGCGAGGAACGAGCAGGUCAAAGGAAAGAUCGACACCAUGACGAAAUUCAAGAGCCUUCUUAUCUCCGAGCUCAGCAAAGUCUUCCCCGAGGAGAUGUCCAAUUAUAAGGCUAUACAUGGUGAAGAUGCCCCCUCCUAGUAACUGCUGCACCACGACCCCUGACCUUCAACCUGUGACCCUUGAAAUGAAAGCCUGAGUUUGAGCAGGCAGGAUCCUCUGUGGUUGCCAGCAGAAUUUGACAAUAACCUGGUAUUGUUUUUCGUAAAUAUUACGUUGCUGAAACUUAAUUUAAAGAAAUGCAAAUCAACAGCAAGGGAGAAGCAGACAGGAGGAAUAAUUUAAUGUUGUUGCCACGAGACACAUUUGUUUUUAAUGUCCCUGCUGCUGCUGCAUGGACGCUGAGUACGCAAUUUCUAAAACUCCCAUCUGUACAUACGAAAAUAUUCAAGAGCUACAAGGUCUGAUUCUACAUUCAAAUAUUUACUCCAUCAGUUGUACAUACAGUAUAUUUAUACUCUUACACCUUUUGUAAUGCUUACUAAUCGUUGUGCGUCAUACAUUUGUAACACAGUUCAUGACAUUUUGUAUCAAGCUCAGGUUUCUCAUGGCCACGACUAUCGAAUGCAAAUGUUGUUUGAUGGUAAUUUUGUGCCUGAUCACUUGCUAUGGUCAGAAAUGAGUCUGCUCUUUAUUUGUAACUUGUUUGUAUUAUAAUUUUUGUUAUUAAAUGAUCCUUGUCGGACUGAU
This is a messenger RNA of Larimichthys crocea (large yellow croaker), 1184 nucleotides long. It is a transcript of the gene med10, whose product is annotated as mediator complex subunit 10. Gene Ontology annotation, biological process: regulation of transcription by RNA polymerase II. Gene Ontology annotation, molecular function: transcription coregulator activity. Gene Ontology annotation, cellular component: mediator complex. The transcript has 4 exons. The record is from RefSeq and is a predicted model, not a curated record. The coding region runs from base 171 to 575 and encodes 134 amino acids. Lineage: Eukaryota; Metazoa; Chordata; Actinopteri; Sciaenidae.